GACAUUUCGAGUUAGGCCUGUAACUUAGCUUAGUCAUACUUAAAAAAAAAAAACCUGUUAUCUUCCCAACCUAACAAUGUCGGAGGGAAACGAGGGGACCAGAGAAGAUGCUAGCCAGCUUUGUUCCUGCAUAGCAGCGAAAGUGGUCCAGACCACUCGUCAUUACCUGAUCCCAGCCCUCAGAACGGUUCUAUGUGUUCCUGUCACAUACGUGUUUCCAUGUGGAACAGCAAGGGCAAGGACGUCGGAUGCCAAGAAGGAUGGAGAGUUGUCCUUGGAGCAAGGAGAUCUGAGUGUUUCAGAUGAAAUGCUUUUGGCUUUCGACAAAAAAGUGGAUAAGAUUAUGCAAGAGUCUGUCCGUAUACUCAAUGGUGAACCUGUCUUAGUACAGGGACCCAUGUUGGCUGAACGUGCCAAAGCCUCUGGAAUAUACCUGUCCGUUCCUUUGCUGGAUCAGCUGACCGGCACUGAAUUUAAAAAUAGGGCAACCGAGAAAGUGAGUGAGGUUUUGCUCAGCACUCUUGACAGAGAUUCCUGUCACACCAAAGCAGAGAGCCAGACAGACCUCUUGGCUGUCAACAUGGAAGACUCUUCAUUGUCUCCUCCAAGUGCAUGUGAAGCCAUCAGCAAAGUGGUGGACACCGUUUUGAAUGGCAAAAGACUUGUUCCCAUCCCCAACCAACCGGAGAAAUUGAUCUCUGAAUCAAAAAUGAGGGUAUUCUCCCAUGACAUUGCGGAUCAAGUCCAAAAGAUCCUAAAAAGCUCUCAUGGCCUCCAGACUAUUUCUGUGCCAGUGGGGAAGAGUCUUUCAGACUCCAUUCUCUGCAAGUUACCGGCCAGAGCUGAGAGACAGAAUGAUGCUCCACCUGCAUUUAUUUACAGUUAUGUAGAGCAGGCUGUGAAGCAACUGGUGUCAUCGUGGUUGUUCCCUUCAGAAUCUUCUGAGGACCGAGAACGUUCCCAGCAGAACCCAGAGACCUCAACAUCCUCCUGUGUCCUCAACAUGAUCACAGAAGUGAUGGUCAAAGAGGUCAUGGUGACUCUCCCCACAGAGUUUGAGGGAAAUGUUGCUUCUGCCAACAGUGAUGACUUCAAGAAUGACUAUGCCUCCCUAGUCUCCAUGUUGGUCAUUCGGCUUCUGAAGAAAGUCGAUAGCUUACGCCCUUCCAUCGGCACCCGUCAGGACGGAGUUCCGGAUAAAGUUCUGGAUAUCUCCAGAGAACUGAUCCAGAAGAUUCUGUGUGAGCUUGACACACGUUUUGGUAUCACAAGUGAUGAAAGUCAUCCGCAGCAAGUGAAUUUUCACCUGAUGUACCGAAAUGUGUACAAGGAACUUACUAGAGAGUUUGGGUCUGAAGAUGUGCUGUGUUCUGCCCUGGAAUCGCAAGAUCCAUCUUUUGAGUCCUCCCUUGUGGAGAAAUUGACAGGAGAGAUCGGAAGGACUUGUAGCCAAACCCACUUAGCAGUGUCUGCAGCCCUCCCUCCAGUUCAAGCUGUAAAUGGGCUACAGGAAAAGACCAAAAAGAAGAUGACCCCAUCCUGGCUGAAGAUGCCAACAUUCAAUUGGAAGAAAUCAAAGAAUGGAGCACACAGUCGCCUUGACAAUGAGGGCUCUCUUGUUCCAAGCACAAGUUCCUCUCAGGUUCAGGCCAUGAAGACCGAGCUGAGGGAGACUCUGGCCGAGGUCACCAAGGCUCCUGAGUGUGCAGCCGGCCGUCUAGAGAUGGCUCAGGAGGAAGAGACCACAGGGUGCUGUUUCUUCAGGAUGCCCAAAUUCAAGUUCUCCUUCAAGGUAGAGUUCAGUUUUUGUAACGGGUCAGUGUAAUGUGUCUAUUAUGUGGACUAAUUGUGAUCUGACAGACAAGUGAGUGAGGGACAAAUCGGUUGAGACUGAUGUGAGUAUGCAGAUAUAAUAUUUCUUCAUUAAUCAACAUCUGAAUUUGAACUAAUCCUUCUCUUUCUUCAUCAGAAGAUAAUGAGAGGAGCUAAAGUUGGGCAUUACCACAACGUUACUUCAUUUGAAGAGCAGAACAGUAAUGUGCCAGCCUGUGAGACUCAGCUGAAGGAGGAGCCCUCUGCUGAGUUGGCUGCUUCUGAGGGUCUCACUAAGCAGGAUUAGAUUGCAUCUGGACUUGCCAACACA
Molecule: messenger RNA, 2143 nt
Organism: Sardina pilchardus (European sardine)
Lineage: Eukaryota; Metazoa; Chordata; Actinopteri; Clupeiformes; Clupeidae
Exons: 7
Coding region: 77-1825 (582 amino acids)
Source: RefSeq, a predicted model, not a curated record